Messenger RNA from Pseudogymnoascus verrucosus, 252 nucleotides. RefSeq lists its product as uncharacterized. Lineage: Eukaryota; Fungi; Ascomycota; Leotiomycetes; Thelebolales; Thelebolaceae. The record is from RefSeq and is a predicted model, not a curated record. The transcript is spliced from 4 exons. The coding region runs from base 1 to 252 and encodes 83 amino acids.
AUGGCCACCGAAACUCUGCUCAAGCAAAAUGCUCCUGUGGCGAAAAGCAUGCUCUUGAGUGCAACUGUAGCAAGGCCUCGGAAGAAAACAAAGUUGAGGGACCUCGCUGUUCGUGCCGCGCGAGACCAGCCGGUGCAUGCACUUGUGACCGCGCUUCAACUGAGAACAAAACCCCAACCGGCUCUACAUGUGCAUGUGGUGUCCGCCCAGCUGAUGCUUGUUCAUGCGAGAAAGCUACGGACGGAGGAGUGA